This is a messenger RNA of Verticillium nonalfalfae, 1740 nucleotides long. RefSeq lists its product as uncharacterized. The transcript has 4 exons. The coding region runs from base 1 to 1740 and encodes 579 amino acids. Gene Ontology annotation, cellular component: membrane. Gene Ontology annotation, molecular function: transmembrane transporter activity. Gene Ontology annotation, biological process: transmembrane transport. The record is from RefSeq and is a predicted model, not a curated record. Lineage: Eukaryota; Fungi; Ascomycota; Sordariomycetes; Glomerellales; Plectosphaerellaceae.
AUGGCGUCGUUGGGCGACAUGUCAUCUCCAUGGCCGCGCAAGGCCGACCAGGCAUGUUCCGUGCGCCAUGGUAGCAAAACCCACAAGGGAAGCGGGCGCCGGACCCCGGAAUCCGAUGGCCCGGAUGAAGCUGCUGGGAGCGCUAGUGUGCUUCUGACGACCAAGAUCACCACGUCAGGCCGACCGGGCGAACAUGAACGUUCGAGGAAGAUUGCCGAGAUGGAAACCAAGAGACAGACAGGUCGAAGAUCGGGAUCGCACAGUACACGACGUGACAUGUCCAAAUCACGGAGCCCUUCGCCGACGACGGCAACGCCUGUGAGGUCGGCAUCAGACACAAACCACCAGUCCAGCGACGUGGACGCCGUCGCCCUGCGCACGCUGACACGCAAAAUCGACCUGCGCAUCAUCCCGCUCUUCAUCUUUCUCUACACCAUUACGUUCCUCGACCGCGUCAACAUUGGCAAUGCCAGGCUGUGGCACCUCGAAGCCGACCUCGGCAUGGCGGGGUAUGACUAUAACCUCGCCGUGCUCGUCUUCUACAUCCCCUACAUGCUCCUCGAGAUUCCGUCCAACAUGCUCCUCAACCGCCUGAAGCCGCGCUACUACAUUGCCUCGCUCGUCUUCCUCUGGGGCCUGACCAUCACGCUCGCCGGCUUCUCGACGCGGUUCGCCCACCUCCUCGCGGCCCGCGUCCUGCUCGGCGUCUUCGAGGCCGGCAUGUUCCCCGGCUGCCUCUUCCUCCUGGCCACCUGGUACCCACGCCACGCGCUCCUCACCCGCACCGCCCUCUUCCUGCUCGCCAACGACAUAGCCGGCUCCGUCUCGGGCCUCCUCGGCGCCGGUCUCGGGGCCCUCGACGGCGUCCGCGCCGCCUCGGGCUGGCGCUGGAUCUUCUGGCUCGAGGGCGCCUUCACCUGCGCCGCCGCCCUCCUGGCCCUGCGCUACGUGCCCGACUUUCCGCACCGCGAGCCCUUUCUCGCGGACGCCGAGCGCGCCCUCUGGCUGGCGCGCCUCGAACACGACGCCCGCGGCCUCGGCCACGAGCCCAUGACGCCGCGCCGCGUGCUGCGCGCGCUGCGCGACGGCAAGGUCCUGGCGGGCGGCGUCCUCUACCUCGCCGUCUGCGUCACGGCCUACAGCAUCGCCGUCUUCACGCCGACCAUCCUGCGCACCUUUGGCUGGGGCCCGCUCAAGUCCAAUCUGCUGUCGACGCCCGUGCGCAUCGCGUCGGGCGUCGUGUCCGUCCUUGUCGGUGUCGUUUCGGACCGCACGAGGCGCCGCGGCGUCUACUGUCUCGGCGGCUUCGCGACGAGCAUCGUCGGCCUGCUCCUCGUCAUGGUGCCGACGGACGGAGGGGUGCGCUAUGCGGGGCUGUAUCUUGCGGCCGUGGGCAUUUACGUGUGCCAGCCGCUCGUCAUUGCUUGGACUGUCAACCAGGUCGUCGGCAACGUGAAGCGCGGCACGGCGACGGCGUUCGCCAUCAGCUGUGGUCAGCUCGGCGGCAUCAUCUCGGCCGUCGUGUUUCCCGCCAAGGACGAGCCGCAGUACGUGGCGGGCAUCAGCACGUGCAUCGGAUUUCAGGCCGUGGGCAUCGCCAUGGCGGUCAUCAUGUGGGUGUGUUGCAAGAGGGAGAAUCGAGCGCGGGAAAGGGGCGAGAGAGAGUAUCGGCGGCAUCUGCCGGAGGACGAGGUGCGGAGGUUGGGAGAGAAGCAUCCCGAUUUCAGAUACACAUUGUAA